Messenger RNA from Glycine soja, 1801 nucleotides. RefSeq lists its product as uncharacterized. The record is from RefSeq and is a predicted model, not a curated record. The transcript is spliced from 4 exons. NCBI's taxonomy places the organism in Eukaryota, Viridiplantae, Streptophyta, Magnoliopsida, Fabales, Fabaceae. The coding region runs from base 340 to 1566 and encodes 408 amino acids.
UACAACAUCAUAACUCGUCCCCUUCAAAGCCCUUAUUGCUGCUUUGGUGUGACAUGGAUUGAACCAUACCUAGUGAUUGAGUAAUGAGUGGUCAAAAUCUACUUUAAGUUCUUUUUAGGAUACUAUAUCAACCUAAAGCAUAUUUACCCUUCUGAAGACUUGCGCUUUUUCUUUGCUAUUUCUUCUUUUUUUGGGAAUCAUCACCUCCAAUAAUUUCCAACAACACAUUUACCAAGCUACACAAGUAGAAACAGGAUAUUUCCAUAUUUGAAGUGCCACGGUGCUACCCCAAGAGGCUUGUGGCAACUUAAAGUAGAUCAAAAAGUGAUAAAGUGUGUGAUGAAGAAAAGUUCUGGUACCUCCCAGAAACUUGGUUCAUUUCUAAGUCCAGGGGCACCAAACUAUAGAGAGAAAAGCAUUGGGAGCCAAAAGGGGUGGAGCUCAGAGAGGGUGUUGCUGCAGCCAUCAUCAAACAGCAUAAGGAAUGCUAGUGUGGCUAACUUGACACCCUUCAACAGUGGAAGAACAAUACCUUCAAAAUGGGAUGAUGCUGAGAGGUGGAUUUGUAGCCCCGUUUCAGGCUAUGCCAACAACAAAACCAAUUCCUAUACACAACUUCAGCAGCGGCGACCAAAAUCGAAAAGUGGUCCAAUUAUGCCUCCAGGAACAGGCUACUACUCCAAUUACUCACCCACAAUUCCACUGAGCCAAGGUUUGGUAGUGAAGAACUUCAUGAUGGGUGGUUCUCCCUUUUCAACUGGGGUGUUGGCACCGGAUGCUAUCUCUCUUCACCAUUAUUAUGCACAUGAGGCUGUUUUUGGUACCCGUUAUGACUUUGACAAUAGUAUGCAAUGCUUCAGUCCAUUCCUCAAUGAAAAUAGUGUAGCUCUCCCAUCAGUGUCUAGUGCACCCAUGUGGUCAGAACUGCUAUGUGACCCUUCGCCUAAUUCUCAAGACGAGAAACGAAACGAAAUUAAGAAUGAGGACACCGUGACAUCUCCUCUCUCAAAAUGUGACAAAGGCACUCAAAUGAGCCCUCCUGAGCCUGAGAAUGAUGCACCCACUUCGACAAUGGAUCAACAAAAUAACCUUUCUGCAAAGUUAGAGGUCAGAGAUGUAGAGAUAGACAGCGAGGCUAGUAUUAUUAGGUGGUCUAAGAGCCAUGUACCCAAGCUGAGCUUGCUACCUGGUAAACACUCAAGAAAAAUUAGUAGAACGGAAACCAAAGCUUCAGGUUUGGAUAAUGCAGAGUCGACGUUGGACUCAUCCAAGAUUCAGAGGGAGGAAGCCAAAAUCGUUGCAUGGGAGAGUUUGCAGAAAGCCAAGGCUGAAGCUGAAAUACGAAAACUAGAGAUGAAAUUAGAAAAGAAGAAAUCGUCAUCAAUGGAUAAGAUUCAAAGCAAACUGAGAAGGGCGCAGAUGGAGGCUGAAAAGAUGAGAAACCAAAUAACUGUAGAAGAGGAGGGUCAGCAGGUUUCCAAGACUCGAAAAGUAUUUUCAUUCCACAAAUAUGCCCAGAUAUGGUUUCCAAGGAGCUGCUUCGGCACUCAUGCUCUCCAUGAUUAAUUCAUUAUUUAAUAUUUAAUCCCAUAUCUGAAAUCACUAAGGUUUAGUCCCGAUAAACGCAUCGAUAAUCAUAUUUCAAGUCAUAGGUCAUUUUUAUUUUUUAUUUUUGCCUUUUGUACUUCCCAACAAUGUUAAUAGUGAAUUACUACUACAGUGUCUUAGAGCCAUUUGAUAUGUUUGGCAUUAUGUACGAGACCUAAUCGGGAUUAUUUCUGGAUGCUUGCCUUUCUUUUUA